Molecule: messenger RNA, 1350 nt
Organism: Lucilia sericata (common green bottle fly)
Lineage: Eukaryota; Metazoa; Arthropoda; Insecta; Diptera; Calliphoridae
Gene: mIF3
Exons: 2
Coding region: 150-863 (237 amino acids)
Biological process (GO): ribosome disassembly; mitochondrial translational initiation
Cellular component (GO): mitochondrion
Molecular function (GO): ribosome binding; translation initiation factor activity
Source: RefSeq, a predicted model, not a curated record
GUAGUGUCAGUCAAAUGACCGGUCAAAUGACUGUCACUGUUCUUGUAGGGUUCAUUGAAAAAACUAGCGGACGCCGGAGAAAAUUCGCGCAUAAUAAUUACAAAACAAAUUGUUGAAAUUGUUUAUAAAUUUAAUAAAAAUUCCUAAAAAUGGCAUUUUUGCUUCGAAAUUCUUUAAAAUUUAGCUUGCAAAAACAGUUCCUUAAUGCAUGCAGGCAACAAAACCAACAGUGGCAGCAACAGGGAUUUAAAACCUCCAAUUUUAUACUAAAUCCUCACAAGCAAAAUCCAAAUACGACACAACAAAAUGAUACAACAGCCAAUGCGCAAAAGAAACACAAAGAAUCCAUAAAGAUAACAUUAAUGCAGAAUCAAAAUAUGACAGUAACUGCUUUGGAGGAGGCACAAAGUUUGGCUAAACGACGUUCAAUGCAUUUGGUAAAGGUGCAGGAUAUGGAUGCUAAAACACAAAGGCCGGUUUAUAAACUCUUAACCGCGGCCGAAAUGUUGCAAACCGAAUUGUCCGAUAAAUCUUCAUCUGCCGGCGAUAAAUCAGCGGGCAAGAAAUCGGAAAAAUCUUUAAAUAUAGGCUCGCGCAUAGCAGAACAUGAUUUAGCCUCACGUCUAAAAAACAUCUCUAAAUGGUUGAAUAAACAGCAUGAAGUACGUAUUUUAAUACAAGGUAACUCCCAGCAAGAUAUGGCCAAUUGUGAGAAAAUCUUUAAGACCAUAGAGGAAUCCGUAAAAACCCCACAAGUUAUCGGCAAAAUAGUGCAAAAACGCACUAAAGGCAAUAUAGUCAAGUUUAAUAUAUUGCCCGUAACACCCGAUACCAAUGUAAAAGCUGAUGCUAAAAGUCAAUGACUUGCAAUAGACCAUUUUAUUUCGAACACCCUCACCACCAUCACAAUACGUUGCUAUUCUCGCUUAUCAACACAAAAUCUCAAUGAUGAACGUCUUCUGUCUUCAUCGGCUUCCUCAACCACAUCAAUGUCCAACACCUAUAGAGGACCUUUGGCUUUAACUUUUCUUAGCAUAUGUUUUAUAACCAUGAAGUACAUCUUUUGGUGGAAUUAUCUUGAAAAAGAAACUGUACAAGCACGACAGGAGGAAUUGCAAAUGGUGAACGAUAAAAAUGGCUUAAAUUGAAAUUUCUGCUACACUGCACGAAAAUUGUUAUUCUAAAUUAUAUUUAAAAAAAUGUUAGUAGUUCUUUUGAUCUUUUUCAUUUCGUUAUUUUUUUUAAUUUAUUGUUUUUUAUUGUAAUAUUUUAAGAUUAUAGUUUCUUUUUUUCUUAUUUUCAAAUAAAAUAUUAAACGACUGAUAGUUAAAUGAUGAUGACUGCAGAUGU